Messenger RNA from Closterium sp. NIES-67, 1225 nucleotides. The record is from the annotation of a GenBank genome assembly. Lineage: Eukaryota; Viridiplantae; Streptophyta; Zygnematophyceae; Desmidiales; Closteriaceae.
GAACCCUUGUUUCCUCCACAGCCCACCUCACGCGCUGAGAACCCAGCCACUUCUGCUCCAACGAAUGCAUAAAGCAGAGCCCUGUUCUGCUCGUUACAUCACACAAGCACGUGAACACACAUUGCCCAGAAACACCCGAUCCUUCUGCUUCUCUCUUCCGCCGAGUAGUCCUCUCAAAAACUUCGAGGUCCUCUCCCUCUUCACUCGUUCCGUCGAGAAAUUAUCUCGCUCCCUCUUUUCCAAGCCGCGCGAGGCAUGGCAUCGUGGUGGAACCAGCUGGCGAUUCUCGGAAUUUGCGCGCUGAUCGCGGUGCUCGUCGCGCCGGCGGCGGCGAAGCGGCCCAGCAAGGAGGAGGUGAUCGCAGAGGUGAAGAGCGCGCGCGACGCACUCAAGAACCCCGCGAUUUCCAGCAAAUACCGAAUAACCACCACCUUCCUCGACCACUUCAUCCCGAAAUUGGAGAGCGACUGGAAUCCGACGGACGAGACGCUCGGCAAGCUGGACCGCAAGGCCAUGCUCUUCCCCGCGGACGACGCGCUGCUCACCUCCGACUCCGCCGGCGCGGGCGUGAGCAUGAUGCUGAACCCGAACGCGGACCUGGAGGACGCCAAAGGGUACUGGAACUGGCUGCGCGCCAACAUGGUGGACGGGCUCUACUCGGAGCAGGAGAUGAGCGACGCGCGUGAGCUCAAGGACGUCAAUGGCCGCAAGAUGAGCAAGAGUGAGGACGCCGCCGCCGCCGCGUCGGCGAAUCUGAGGGGGGGGAGGAAGAUGCGGUUCGGGAAGGCCAACGCGCAGAUUAACGACCCUGAGAUUUUCAAAGGGACGUUUCUGAUCGUUCAUGGUGUGGACGCUCUGCAGUCGCCGUACUGACCCGCCUGCCGGAUCAAAGCGUUUGUGCGAAAAGAAGCUCGUCUGGCUGAUCAGCUUCGUAGGCCCUACGACUAUUGGAGAAAAUCUCGCGAAUCCCGUUCCGCAGCGAAAAUUGGAAUAUAAUCGGACGCGCGAGACGGGAUUCGUGAGAUUCGCGAGAUUCUCUCCAUCUAUUGUGUGUUUCCUUGGCGCUCUCAUGUGUCUAGAUUACGCGUUCCUGGGUAGAGCUAUCUGGGUGGAGCAACGCAUUAGUGUGAUGGUGCUUGGCUGGAGGCUCCGGCUAGGAUGGGGUUUACGGAGGGGGGGGUAGUAGAUUGGAGAAAUGCAGCGGAGGGUGAAAGGCUUUGUUCGG